Molecule: messenger RNA, 1111 nt
Organism: Morus notabilis
Lineage: Eukaryota; Viridiplantae; Streptophyta; Magnoliopsida; Rosales; Moraceae
Product: F-box/kelch-repeat protein At1g57790
Exons: 1
Coding region: 20-991 (323 amino acids)
Molecular function (GO): protein binding
Source: RefSeq, a predicted model, not a curated record
UUUUCAAGGGUUUUGAGGGAUGGGCUGCGUAUCAACCAUAACCAGCAAAAUCACUGGGCUUUUCAUGGCGGAGAAGAAGAGGCCAUGGUCCGAUCUUCCCUUCGAACUCCUCUCCCAAAUCUCCGAUCGCCUACACCUAAUCGAUUUGCUCCGCUUUCGCGCCGUCUGCAAGCAAUGGAAAGUCGCUUCUUCGACCUCCACCGCCGAGUCCGAAUCCUCUCCGGGCCGACAGCCGUGGUUUCUCAUGUACGCCGACGGUUCUCAGUGCCGUCUGAUAAGCGAAGCCGCAAAGAAUUUCACCGUCGACGUCCCGGAGCUUGACGGCGGCGCUACCUGCCUCGCCUCCAGCCACGGCUGGCUCCUGGUGCUGCAGAACCAUGGCGCGAUCUUCUUCUUCUGCCCAUUCUCCAGAGCCAGAAUCGAUCUCCCGAGACUCGACGGACCGGAGCUCUCCGACCUCGACGUGGCGGUGUUCUCCGCGCCGCCGUCGUCCCGCGACUGCGCCGUGGCGGUGGCCCGCCGCAAAAGCCCCAGUGUUUUGGGAUUGACUCUGAUCCGCCGCGGGGAGGAGAAGUGGACGGUGCUUGAGUUCUACGCGUCGCUGUCGACGACCGUGAGUUGCGGCGCGUAUCGCGGCGGAUCGUUCUAUUUCUUUGAUAGCAAGGACGGAUUGGCGAUUUUCUCCCUCGAGAGUCAGGAGCUGAAGACCUAUCGCGUGGUUCCUCCCCGCAGUCCAAACGACACGAAAAACGCCAGUACGACGGAGAAGAUUCCGUUCUCUUGCCACAGGGACCAAUUGAAUGACAAGAAGUGGGCGGCGAUCCCCGACGACGUUUCCAUCUCCACUUGCGGGACGUUUGUGAAGUCAAACGACAAUGAUUUUGUUAUCUUUAACGAGAGUCUUGGGGAGCAAUCCGAUGGUCGUCGCCUUAAAGGAGUGUGGAUCCACCCCAGAUUCUUUCAAAUCUCUAAAGAUGAGAUCAGUUGGUAAGAGGGAACUUUCUUGGCUUUUAUGGUAGAUAUGGUAAAAUUGGUACUCUAUUUUCGCUUGUUAUUCUCCUCUUUAGUAAGACAAUUUAGAAUAUAGUAAGUUGUUAGUCAACUUCUUUUG